AUGUCUGCCAGUAUUCGUAGUAAAAGUCUACCAUCUUCAAACAAAACCUCACCUGAAAAUGCAUUUGAACCAUCCCCAGUUACCACAAUACUCGAUGAAGCGUUGGUGUUGCAAAUCCCCGGAUGUACAGUAAAUUUGGUUGAAGAAGGACAAGCUGUAGAAAUAGCCAAAGAAUACUUCAAUCUCGUUAAGCACUCUGACGAGAAUGUACCUUCAGUUAUCUUAGUUAAGGUUGGUGAUGAACUUCAAUGGCCUUUAGCGAAAGAUGAACCAGUGGUGAAACUUGAUGCGCUUGAUUACUUAUUUUCGUUGCAGAUGGAAGAUAUGAAUCUUAGCUAUGGUGUUUCUUUCUCUCAACAAUCCGACGUUAGUGGUUUGACUGAUCUUGAUUCAUUUCUUAAAGAACACUCUUGCUUCUCUGGGGUUUCUUCUCCCAGUACUUCUGGAACUACUUCUGAUGCUCGAGCUCUUAAUUGGGCUGAGCUUGCACCAAGGAUUAAAUAUUACGACGCAGUCCUGGAAAAAGCAAUACCAAGCAGAUCCCAUGAAAUUGUUAAAGGGAUUUUCAAGUUGAGCAAUGUCUGCACCAAACAGGUUCAAAAGGGAGGAGCAAUGGUUAUAACCGAAACCGAAAACAACAAGAGCAACAAGAAAACCACAGAUGGUACGAAGAAGAGUGCACUCCUUAAGGGUUUAGAAAGGGUCAGGACAUUUUCAGAUAUGACAGAGAAAAGUAGCACGACUGUACUUACAAUCGUCGAGAUGGGCACUGAAUCAGCAGUAGGACCAAUCAGCUCCCAUGCAGAGAAACAAAUUCUAGCCACGGUACCUGGAAAGGUCCUCUUGGAUUCUCUCGGUACUUUCGGCAGGCAUAUUGAUGCAGCUGAAGUUGCCGAAAAACAAGCGCUUUCUGCUGCAUCCAAAGCUGCAGCCAAAAUGGUCAGCAAUAGAUUUAAAUUUCCCCUAAUUCUUCAACUUAUUUUGGCUAUUUUGGUUCUUAUAAACAUAUUUGGAGAAAGUGCAGGGGAGGCAACAGAAGACAUAUUUGCUAUUGCAGGGCAUACUGCAAGCACUGCUUUCAACAUUGUAAAAAUCCAAGGCGCAAUCGACCCAGUAUCCUCUGUUUCUACGACAAUGGCGAAGAAUGCAAUAAUGAAGAACCUUUGA
Papaver somniferum (opium poppy) is the source of this 1167-nucleotide messenger RNA. RefSeq names its product senescence/dehydration-associated protein At4g35985, chloroplastic-like. Lineage: Eukaryota; Viridiplantae; Streptophyta; Magnoliopsida; Ranunculales; Papaveraceae. Bases 1 to 1167 code for a protein of 388 amino acids. The transcript is spliced from 5 exons. The record is from RefSeq and is a predicted model, not a curated record. Gene Ontology annotation, cellular component: plasma membrane.